This is a messenger RNA of Melospiza melodia melodia, 571 nucleotides long. RefSeq names its product olfactory receptor 14J1-like. Gene Ontology annotation, molecular function: odorant binding; olfactory receptor activity. Gene Ontology annotation, biological process: G protein-coupled receptor signaling pathway. Gene Ontology annotation, cellular component: membrane. The transcript has a single exon. The annotation marks the transcript as partial. The record is from RefSeq and is a predicted model, not a curated record. NCBI's taxonomy places the organism in Eukaryota, Metazoa, Chordata, Aves, Passeriformes, Passerellidae.
CUCCUGGGCAGCAGAGCUUGUGCCCACAUGGCAGCAGCUGCCUGGGCCAGUGCCUUUCUCUAUUCACUGCUGCACACAGCCAAUACAUUUUCUCUGCCCCUGUGCCAUGGCAACGCCCUGGGCCAGUUCUUCUGUGAAAUUCCCCAGAUCCUCAAGCUCUCCUGCUACAAAUCCUAUCUCAGGGAAUUUGGGCUCAUUGCAGUUAGUGUCUGUUUUGGUUUUGGCUGUUUUGUGUUCAUUGUUUUCUCCUAUGUGCAGAUCUUCAGGGUCGUGCUGAGGAUCCCCUCAGAGCAGGGACGGCACAAAGCCUUUUCCACCUGCCUCCCUCACCUGGCCGUCGUCUCCCUGUUCCUCAGCACUGCAGCAUUUGCACAUCUGAAUCCCCCCUCCAUGUCUUCCCCAUCCCUGGAUCUGGCCCUGUCAAUUCUGUACUCGGUGGUGCCUCCAGCCCUGAAUCCCCUCAUCUACAGCCUGAGGAACCAGGAGCUCAAGGCUGCAGUGAGGAGACUGAUCACUGGAUGCUUUCAGGAACAUUAAACUACUGGCCAAUUUCUGCCAAUCACUUGUACUA